Messenger RNA from Medioppia subpectinata, 660 nucleotides. Lineage: Eukaryota; Metazoa; Arthropoda; Arachnida; Sarcoptiformes; Oppiidae. The record is from the annotation of a GenBank genome assembly.
AGCGGGUCCGUUAUGUAUAACAAAGAUCGUCCGGCGCUCAGCACUGUUGAGGGCCUUCAAAGGGCCAAACAAUUGGCCCGUCGUUUGAAUUGCGAUGAAUAUGACUACAAAUGGUUGGACUGUUUGCGUGCAAUCGACGACCCGAAUUUGUUUAUUGAGAAACCAGAUUUUGAUGUGGAACUAAUGACCGGUGCGACGAAAGACGAGGGGCUAUCUCUAGCUAUGAUGUUAUACCCAGAAAUGUCAACCGAUAUGACUGAACACCAGUUGCGAGAACUUGUGAUCAGAUUGAGUGACGAAUACCGCAAUAUAAAUGUAGACAAAGUGUGCGAUCAUUAUCUCAAAGGUGUUGACAAAACAAAUUCAUUGCAACUAAAGGCAGCGUUUAGUGCAUUAUAUGGCGAUUUAGUGAUGACUUGUCCCACAUAUUUGUUUGCAAAAAAUGUGGCCAAAAGUGGACAAAAUGUUCAAUAUUUUGCCAAAAUGUUUGGCGAUACCGGAGACGCCGUAUGUCACGGCGCGGACAUACCUUUCGUUUACGGACUUCCCUUAAGAUAUCCGCAACAGUUUAGCGAAACUGAAUAUGACUUUAUAAAGCACAUGACGUUUGGCCACAACUUUGGGACAAAUCUGUGAUUCGAGUGAAAGACUUGAAUCCCA